CUGUCUCCAAGAAUAUCUCCCAGUGAACUUUGUCACAUCUCUUUUAAAGAUGACCCAUUAGUGUGGAAGAUGUUAAUGUAAGACUUGACCUCAUUCAGCAGAUGAACUUGAACAUCUACAAAAUGAGAAAAACGACAAACAGAAAAAGCAAUCUCUGAAAAAAUAUAGUUCCCAUCUUAAUACCUAACUGUUAGUUGACUCCUCUUACUUUUUCACCUCUAAACAUCCCUCCCCUCAGCAAAUGGAGCACAGCGAGAUGUCUUGCGUGUAAAUCAUCUGUGUAACACAUGUCUCCAGUGUAAUUUGGUUGCCUGGGGCAUUUUUAUCUCUUUUUAUCUGACUUCAAGAUCUUUCUUACCUAAUUUAAGCCUUCUGAAGUCUCCCUGCUAGCAGAAUGUCAAGUAGGCAGAUCUGUGCUUUGCUGGCUGGACUGGUGGGACUGGGCGCCAUCAUUGGCGCGACCAUCUCCAACGAAUGGAAGAGCACCAGCCGGGCCUCCUCAGUCAUCACGGCCACCUGGGUGUUCCAGGGCUUGUGGAUGAGCUGUGGUGGGAAUGCCAUCGGAGCCGUGCACUGCAGGCCUCACCUCACCAUCUUCAAACUGGCAGGUUACAUCCAAGCGUGCCGGGGACUGAUGAUCUCUGCUAUCUGUCUGGGUUUCUUUGGCUCCGUCUUUGCUCUGAUUGGUAUGAAAUGCACCCGCAUUGGUGGAACUGACCAGGUCAAGGCCCGGAUAGCCUUCUUUGCAGGAUUCAAUUUUAUACUCGCUGGUCUGUGUUCUUUGAGUGCAUGCUCACUGUAUGCACACAAGAUAACUUCAGAGUUUUUUGACCCUAUGUAUAUCGCACAAAAGUAUGAGCUUGGUGCUGCCCUGUUCAUUGGCUGGGGUGGUUCUGCACUGUGUAUUUUAGGAGGAGUGGUGCUUUGCUUCUCUCUGUCUGAUGGGCUAAGCAAGAGUUCAAGUCAUUCUGGGAGGGUGUACGGCUACAACGGAGCCACCUCCAUCAUGUCCGCUCGCACUGUGGACCACAGACAUCCCGUCAACUACAGGAGACAACCACCAGAUUACAGCACCAGCUCUCAGCAGUUUGAUAAGAACGCCUACGUAUGAGAUGAGCUGAGAUGAAGUCCGGCCUACAGAAAGGAAGAGAGAAACUUAAAAGUUCGAUUCUGCUGUGACUCCCAUGAGAUUCUGUUCUAUUUAAAUCUGUGAGUUUUUUGUAUACAGUUUUUACAAUAAUUAAUUAAGUCCUAAUAUUACAUUUUUAGCGUCAACAUCAACAUUUUAGCAUCAUAAUUGCAUCAACAAGCACAUUGAUUGUGCAGACUGCAGAGUAUUGCACCAAGCUAUCUUCUUUUUAUUUAAAUGUUUUGUUUUUAUUUAUGGAUUUUGUAUAAUAGUAUAAUCUACAGUAUCAUCUAGCCUGAGGCUUUAAGAUACCAUGCAAAGCAUGUGGUUGGAUCAAUAAAAGAUGACAUUUGAAGGUAAAAUAUUCUGCACUUUUAGCAAAAUGCCUAUAGAUGGCAGUGACAGCAUAUUCACUAGAGGGUGACAAUUUUUCGGGACUCCCGCGGGUCACGGGAUUCCUGCGGGUUUCCCGCAGUACGGGAGUAAAUUUCACUGUUGGUAACGUGAUUGGGACAGGACAGGAAAUAAUAAACGGGAGCUGGCGGGAAGCCAGAGAUUAACUUAAAAAAAAUGACGCUGCAAUGCAGUGAGUGCGCCCAAAGACGUGAGGCAUUUCGUUUUAGAAAAGAGAACCAAUUACAACCCACAAUACUGUGGCGAGCGCUCGCGGAAAGAUGCAAGUGAGUCAGAUUAUCUUAAUUUACAACCCUUGCGUCCCUUACACCGCACGACCACAAGGUGUACUGUAUUUAUUUAGAAUCAGACAUGAACACUCAAUAUUAGAAUACUGGCCAGACAUAGCCAAACACACUAAGAUAAUCAGUCGUGGUGGUUAAAGUAUUAGUAAAAGUUAACAUGAA
Messenger RNA from Alosa sapidissima (American shad), 1989 nucleotides. RefSeq names its product claudin-10-like. Gene Ontology annotation, biological process: bicellular tight junction assembly; cell adhesion. Bases 395 to 1111 code for a protein of 238 amino acids. Lineage: Eukaryota; Metazoa; Chordata; Actinopteri; Clupeiformes; Clupeidae. Gene Ontology annotation, cellular component: bicellular tight junction; plasma membrane. The record is from RefSeq and is a predicted model, not a curated record. Gene Ontology annotation, molecular function: structural molecule activity. The transcript has 5 exons.